Molecule: messenger RNA, 1529 nt
Organism: Morus notabilis
Lineage: Eukaryota; Viridiplantae; Streptophyta; Magnoliopsida; Rosales; Moraceae
Product: GATA transcription factor 5
Exons: 3
Coding region: 107-1288 (393 amino acids)
Biological process (GO): regulation of DNA-templated transcription
Molecular function (GO): sequence-specific DNA binding; zinc ion binding
Source: RefSeq, a predicted model, not a curated record
AAAAAAACAAAUUAUGAGGGUGAGAGAGAGAGAGAGAGAGAGAGAGAGACGAGAAAGAAACGGGCACUUUUAGUAUAGGGCCACGGACGCUUUCAGCCCUCAUUCAAUGCUUUACCGAACUCACCACCCCUUUUUCUUCCAUUUCCACCCCUUUACUCGUUCUUCUUCUUCAUUCCCUUCUUCUUCUUCUUCUUAUUCUUCUUCUUCUCCUUCUUCCUCUAAACCCUCCACCACUCCUUCUCCUCUCUCUACGCAGGUUGAAACGGAAAUGGAAUGCGUUGAAGCGGCUUUGAAGACAAGUUUUAGGAAGGAGAUGGGCGUGAGACAGAGCCCACACGUGGUUUUUGACGAUUUGUUGGACGUGAACGUGCAAAAUGUCGUCGACUUCUCCGUCGACGACCUCCUUAACUUUUCCGACGACGACGGUUUCGUUGUCGUCGAGGAACAAGACCAAGACGGCGACAAAGACUUAUCUUCCCCUUCGCAAGAACAAAACCAACCGGCAGAGGAAGAAGCCAUAAACGACAACAACAACCCAAGUACCAGUUUGUUUGUGUCGUCCGUACCCACCACCGAACUCACCCUUCCGGCGGAGGAGUUGGAGAACCUGGAAUGGCUAUCCCAUUUCGUCGAGGAAUCCUUCUCGGAAUUCUCGACCUCGUACCUCGCCGGAGUUUCGGCGGAGAAGCCGCCCGAGGACGAAACCUUUCUUCCUGAACCGAAACGUUUCGCUCCGGAGAAACCCUGUUUCACCACUCCCAUUCCGGCCAAGGCCAGAAGCAAGCGGCCUCGGACCGGCGGUCGGGUCUGGUCCCUCGGUUCGCCGUCCUUCAUCGAGUCGUCCUCGAGCUCGACGACCUCCUCGUCGUCUUCCUCGUCUCCGACGAGCCCUUGGCUCAUAUACGCGACGCAUAGCCACGAACCGGCCUGUUCAGUGCAAAAACCGGCUCCAAAGAAGGCGAAGAAGAGACAGGCGGUCGAGUCUUUCGGCUCCGGUUCCGGUCCGGCUUCCGCCCAACCGCCCCGCCGGUGCAGCCACUGCGGCGUUCAGAAGACCCCGCAGUGGCGAACCGGGCCUCUCGGGGCCAAGACGCUUUGCAACGCUUGUGGGGUCCGGUUCAAGUCUGGUCGGCUUUUGCCCGAGUACCGGCCCGCUUGUAGCCCGACUUUCUCGAGCGAUUUGCACUCGAACCACCACCGGAAAGUGCUUGAAAUGCGGCGGAAGAAGGAAAGCGUGACUCUGCCACCUGAGUCCGUUUUGGGCCCUUCGGUCGUGUCAAGUUUUUGAAGAAUUAAUUAUUAUUAGAAUUAGCCAAAAAAAAAAAAAACUUUAGUCUAGUAGUUGUAAUUUAGAAAAAUAGGGAAUGAGAGAGAAAAGAGAGAUACGGGAAUGAACCCGGUUCGAACCGGUUUGAGUUAGUGUACAUUCUUUUUCCACGGUGGGUGGGGUAGGUUUCCUAGGCGUGUAACUGAUUAGGAAGACUCAUAUGUACUUUUUUUUCCCUCUAAUUUAUUUUUUUUUUACUUUA